CUCAAUACACUAAAUGUCAUAAAAGGAGUGAGACAAAAAGGGAAUAGGUCGCUUCCAAGGAUGAUAUUUCUUAUGAAUACAAUGAACAGUGUAACACAGCUAACACGAGUAUUGCUGUUUAUGGAACUAGUAUUCAAUCGGUCAAAGAGGGAAAAAAAGCCAUAAAACAAGGAGAAAAAAAAAAGUUGGCUUAAUUGCACAGAUAAGCCAGGGCAAAAACAAUUCAAAAAUAGCUUCUUAUUGCUAAAUGCAGGGACAAUCACAAAAGAAUAAAAUGUGGUUGUAUAGAAACAAAUAAAUCAAAUGCUUAGUCGAUUUUGAUUGUAUCAAUGAAAGAGAUCUAUGGCUUCUUUUAAUUACAUGCGACGCUCUCUCUUCUCCUACAUUUCUUUAUUUGCCUUAUAAAAACUAGCUUCUCCUUUUUUUUGUCUGUUUCUCUCUCUCUUUUCUCUAAUUCUUGUUUUCCUUUUUUUUUAACAAUGGGGUUUAUUGAAAAGUUACGCACACAGUAUGAGUUGCAUCAAGUGAAUAAAUAUACAAGAAGAAGAGAAACACAGUCAGACUUUGAAUUUAAAAAUAAAGACUAUUACAAGGCUAAUUAUCAAAAUGGGAUUUAUAUCUCGGCGCCACAGAAGAUCUACUUAUGGACUGCCACCGUGUGUUAUUUAAAAAAGGCUAAAAAGAGAAAAUCAAUCGCGCUCGAACAGAACAAGACAUCCGAAUCAUAUACAAAUUUAUAAUAAAAUGUGUAAAAAUAAUUAUUUAAUCUAAA
Molecule: messenger RNA, 772 nt
Organism: Rhizopus microsporus ATCC 52813
Lineage: Eukaryota; Fungi; Mucoromycota; Mucoromycetes; Mucorales; Rhizopodaceae
Exons: 1
Coding region: 480-740 (86 amino acids)
Source: RefSeq, a predicted model, not a curated record